AUGCCUCUCAAUUCGGGUGCCUUGCUCGGCUGGUGCCAGCGCGAGACUGCCACGUAUGAUGGGGUGAGCGUUGAGAACUGGAGCCGUUCGUGGAACGACGGGCUCGCCUUCUGUGCGCUGCUGCACCGUCACUUCCCCGAUGACAUCCGCUUUGGAUCUCUCAACAGUUCGACGCCACAGAGCCGCGCUCGCAACUUUGAGCUCGCCUUUGGGGUCGCUGAGAGGAGGCUCGACGUCGAACGGCUUUUUGAUGUGGAGGACAUGAUGGCCACAUACCCACGGCCCGACGGCCGUUCAGUCACGACCUACGUCGUCCUGCUGUACAAUGCAAUCGAGGAGCGAGGCAUGGUCGCGGCUACUGCGGUGCAGCUUACUCCGCUGCCGCUGCCCGACCGCUCGGAGGACGACAGCGCGUUGUCGCCUGCAGAGCUUGCCAUGAUUCGGAAGUGCAAUCAGAAGAUGGAGGCGCUGAAUGCCAAGCUUCAACACUCUCCUCGCAGCCAUGUGCCAACAGCCGAGGAGCAGGCGAUGCUCUUGUCCAUGGCGGCGCUCAAUGCAGCGCUGGAGUCGGACGCACGCAACCCGGCAAGGCCGCGGUACGGCUUUAUGACGACGCGCUAG
Emiliania huxleyi CCMP1516 is the source of this 621-nucleotide messenger RNA. RefSeq lists its product as hypothetical. Gene Ontology annotation, cellular component: filamentous actin; microtubule organizing center. The transcript has 3 exons. Gene Ontology annotation, molecular function: protein binding. The record is from RefSeq and is a predicted model, not a curated record. Gene Ontology annotation, biological process: actin cytoskeleton organization. Bases 1 to 621 code for a protein of 206 amino acids. NCBI's taxonomy places the organism in Eukaryota, Haptophyta, Isochrysidales, Noelaerhabdaceae.